AUGAUGGCAGCAGAAUACAAAAAGCGCGGCGGUGGUUACAACACCACCAAGGAAGAAGGACAAACCGAGUCUCAGAAACACCUUGAUGAUUGGACCAAGGAGGAGUGGCAGACAAAGGAAGGGAAGGGGACUGCGAAGCAGAAUGAUGGCUCGAGAAAGAGGUAUCUUCCCAAGAAAGCCUGGGAAGAGUUGAGCGAAAGUCAAAAAGCGGAGACGGAUGAAAAGAAGGUCAAAGAGUCGAAAAAGGGACGCCAGUUCGUUGGGAAUACCGACAACGCCAAGGACGCUAGGAGGAGGGCAAGUGUUGGUUCUGGAGAUGGCGAUGAAAAGAAAGCGGCAGAUGCCAACGACGACGACGAUGACGAUACUGUGAAGGAGAAGCCAACGGGCACUGAGGUAGAUGACAGCGAAAACGACAACUCAAAUAAAGCUGGUGCUAAAGCAGGUGCCAAGCGCAAAGCGAAGCAGGGGACCAGCCCGAGCAAGAAACAAAGAGACAAUGUUAGGAUGCAGAGUCUACGAAAAAGAAAUUGA
Messenger RNA from Penicillium soppii, 534 nucleotides. RefSeq lists its product as uncharacterized. NCBI's taxonomy places the organism in Eukaryota, Fungi, Ascomycota, Eurotiomycetes, Eurotiales, Aspergillaceae. The transcript has a single exon. The coding region runs from base 1 to 534 and encodes 177 amino acids. The record is from RefSeq and is a predicted model, not a curated record.